Syngnathus typhle (broad-nosed pipefish) is the source of this 2229-nucleotide messenger RNA. RefSeq names its product zinc finger protein 135. The transcript is spliced from 4 exons. The record is from RefSeq and is a predicted model, not a curated record. Gene Ontology annotation, molecular function: RNA polymerase II transcription regulatory region sequence-specific DNA binding; DNA-binding transcription factor activity, RNA polymerase II-specific. Lineage: Eukaryota; Metazoa; Chordata; Actinopteri; Syngnathiformes; Syngnathidae. The coding region runs from base 162 to 1517 and encodes 451 amino acids. Gene Ontology annotation, biological process: regulation of transcription by RNA polymerase II. Gene Ontology annotation, cellular component: nucleus.
AAGGAGCGCUUCCGUUGCUGGGAACCAUUUAAUCGUUUCCCACAAUGCUUUGUGUCCACGUCUGCUUCUUCCUGUUUAUUGUGAGCGUCUCCGCCGGGAACCUUAAGCUUCUCAAUUGACGUUUUCGUGCUCGCUGCUGCGAUCGCAGGGCUCGCAGCCUGAUGAUGGAUGACUCCGAAGCACAGCUGACCGUGUCGGAGGCGGAUGCUCUGGGCGCAGACUUCAUCACGGUGGAGUUGGACACGCAGCCCAUCGAGUACGUGGUCAAGUGGGCUGAGGUGGGCUCCAAGUUCACCAUCUCGUGCGUCAAGAAGGACUCGGACGACCCGUCGGAGCUGAGCAGCGAGCAGCUUAAGAUGGAGACGGAUGAGACCUUUUUCGCGCCCUACGAGGAGGUGUACCCUUGCGAGGUGACUGAGCAAAGCGUGGAGAUCAAGAUGGAGUCAGACGACGAUGAUGAUGAGGAGCAGCACCAGAUCCUGGUGGAGGUGGGCGGCCAGCCAGACGGCGAGGCCGACUCGGACCAUGGUGACCUAGAACCAGACGAGCGGCGCUAUCGCUGCGGAUACUGCGGCAAGUGCUACAGCCAUGCCUCCAGCCUGUACCGCCAUCAACAGACGCAUGCUGCCAAGGUGGCCGCCACGCCGGUGCCCGCCGGCGCCAAGCGUACCCUGGAGCCUGCACAGCAGGAUGCGCGAUACGCCUGCCAGCACUGCGGCAUGACUUUCAAGGGCAGCAGGAUGCUGGGGAGUCACCUGCGGCUGCAUGGCAAGAGGCGCAUCCACCCGUGCAACAUUUGCGGCAAGGAGUUCAACCACAGCUCCAGCUUGUCGCGACACCGCCUAAUCCACAAGAAGGCCAAGGACGGCAUCGCCAGCCACACUGCGCCCGCCUGCUCGGCCUACCGCCCCUCGCCCAAGGGCAAAAGGGCCAAGCGGCGGAGGCUGCCGUCGGGCGUCAUGCAGGUGCCAGGCCCAGACGACAAGUUCUACGCCUGCCCGCAGUGCGAGAUGAGCUUUCGCAGCUCCGCCGCACUCUCCAAGCAUCAGGUGACUCACGUGAAGGAGCUUCUGGACAGCUACGCGCAGCCCGGCAAGGAGAACCUGGCUGAAAGCUCAUCCGACCUAAAGAUCCGGCUCAAGCUGUGCUCCCGCGACAAGCCCAACUUCUACACGCUCUGCAAGAAGAAUCGCCGGCGGCGCCGCCACCCCAAACAAGGCCCAGACGACGCUCAGGACGAGGAAGAUGGCGCUGGUGCCCCGGAGGCUCACGGCUGUGGCCUUUGCGGCAAACGCUUCAGCCACACCUCCAGCUUGGCGCGUCAUCAGCUGAGCCACCAGGUGGUGGCGGCGGCGGACGGCGGCCAGCGCGCCAAGACCAAGACCUUCACCUGCGCCGCCUGCAACAAGACGUUCAUGCACUCGUCCAGUUUCUCUCGCCACAAGAAGGCGCACCUGGGCGCCGCCAAGAGGGCCAUCUUAGACGAGACGGCGCCCAUCGAGUCCGACUCCGACUGACCGCCGGAAGUGACUUGCGCUUGGGCGGGACGGCAAGUGUACAUAACGGACGUGGUCAAAAGGUCGCUCUCGCCCCCUCAUCGGCCCACACACCCUCCCCCACCCCAAGAAGAACCAGAGGACGCUCCAGUCUAACCUCUACGGUCUCUGCGUGAUGAAAUGGGAUGGAACGCGCCAUUGCCGCCGCCAUGUUUCCGCGGCACGUCUGCCCGCCUCGUCUCUGAGUGAUCCGAUUGGCCGCUUGAUCCGUUUGUUGAGUCCAUGUUGUGGUAUGCAUGAAGCUGCACGGCCAUCAUUGUAGUUUUGGGCGAGGGGAGUGAGGCGCAUGGCCGGCGUAAAUAGGAUUUUGAAAUGAUGACGUCAAAGGUAUUUAAAUGUCAUUUGCACCCUUAAGAAGGCAGGUGAUCACAGUAGUAAGGGCCCCCUCGUCAACAGCAGGAAAAACAAAAUGUUUACAUGACAGUUCCAUUUGAGGUAAAGAUUUGGCUACUUACUGAUCAUUGAUCGGUCCGUUUGAACAGCAGAGAACGUGUGGUGUGUUGAUGACAUUGUGAAUUCUGACAGGUGUCCAGGCUGAAAGUUUGUAUGAAAAUGGAAACAGAUCGUCGUUCACCUUUAGCCUCCAUGUUGUAUUGCAUCAGUGUCGUGUUUGCUCAUUAGCACAAAGCCUUGAUGUGUUCAUUUUGUAAUAAAUCUGGAAAAGGAUGGCUUA